AGCUAGUGCCUCGAUCGAGUUGAGUGAACUUAAGAAUGAAUGGUUAAAAUCAUUAGUCGACGUACAUUGUCUGCAGACGUCCUGCGCUGAGCAUGGAAAUGGGUGAGCUGACGUUUGAAGAAGUGUUAGAAACAAAUCGUGUAGAAAUUGUCCAACGUCUCCAGCUAGAUCGGACAUUUCUGUUUGAUUACCUGAGAAGCAAAAAUGUUUUCGACUUCGGAGACUGCGAUCUAGUCCAAGCAGAAAAGACUCGAGAGCAGAAGGCCGCCAAGUUCCUCGACGUUCUUACAACAAAAGGAGAAGAAGGCUAUUACCAUUUCGUCGACGCUCUUCAACUGUUGAACCCGUCCUUGUACGAAAGGAUCACAGGAGAGAAAGCAACUGCACGUAAGUAAUUGCGCGAUCGACAUUUGCAACGAUAUUAAUAAAUGUAUAACUUAGAUCACUGGGAGAGCAUGGGAUUUCGAAACCCGUCAAGACAUAAACUUCCAUUUUCAAGAAAAAUCGUGGCUUAGGUUUCGAACUUUCAGUCACGUAUAAACUCGCUUUCGGGAAGUAUGGUUUUCAACAAGCUUGAAGAGAGUAUCAGAUUUGUUGUGCGCUAUGUUUACUAACGUCACUAACUAGGGUGACGAGGGAAUCUUUCCGUUCUUUUUGCCAAUUCCCAAGAAUCGUCAACAUCAUCGCCUUUCAACGCAAAAUAUGUUACAUUUUCGCCUAAUACAAUAAAGUAAUAUGAUUUUUGAAGCCAAUGUAGCCAUGAUUUGUGAGACUGCCAGACAGCAAAUGCUACCUGAUUUCGAUAAAACGCGAUCGUCAUUCAUUGCAACGUACGUGAAGCGUGAAUUCCUCUACAUGUCACGCGAUCUAUCAAAAAAUGACAAGAUACUAAUAUUUUUGCUGUGACUCGACCAGUUAAAGAGCAUUUUGUGUGUGUUUGGGUAGAUUACUUGUUUGUUUUAGCGUGUCUGCUGCCAUUAUAUCCAGGCCAAAAUUUGUUUAACGAUUACUGCUGAAUAUUUCAUGAACUGCGUAAUGCUCUUUAAAUAAACCCUGAAAUUUCAGCACAGUGCUAAUCUGAUGAGACACGCUAAUGUAGAUAACAUGUGGUAGUAGUACUAGUUAGUUCUACAUCUACGUUUAUUAAUCAGCAGAAGCUAUGUACCGUAAUCACGCUAAUAUUAAAUCAGGAAGUAAAAAAUGAUGCAAAAUUUUAAGAAAAAUACAAUACGAUAUAUUAAAAAUGCAAAAGAAUGACAGGUAUAAAUUGACAAUAAAUAACAAUACUGAAGGUGGGUCACCUCCUACUAAGCUCCUUGUAGGUAAUCACUUUAAAAUAUCUAAAGAUUUGGCAGACUCAAUAUCAGAGGGGAGGCUAUUCCAUUCUCUCUUUGUUCUAGGAAAAUAAUAACCUGUUUCAGGCUUUCAGCUAGGAAAACAAGAGUAUUUGAAUAUAUCAUUACUUGUAUGUUCAACAAAUUAUUUAAAAUCAUGGGUUCCACAAGACGGAGUUUCUGUUGCUGUUAUUAAGUAUUUAGAGUCGUUAACAUGAAUGAUAUCACUUGAAAUUUUAUAAAUUGUUAAAUUUGUCCAGUGUCUCGCCAGAAAUGCUAUUUAAAUACCUGUGAAUUAAAUAGUUAGGUCUCUCAAAUCAUCAAUUUAGAAUUAAUGCACAUUAUCUUGCCUUUCCUGCACUAUAAUGUAUUGUUUUAAAAUCAAAACUUCAAAAUCUUCUUCCCUUAGGGAUACCCCAGGGAUAUGACACCUUUGCCUAUAGGAUUCCAGGAGAGGAGGGGGGGGGGAUGGCGGGGGGGAUUUGACUCCAUCAUGCAUAAAGGGUGGGGUCCUUGGAACCCAGCUUCAAGUCCAUGAGAUGUGUCUUGGUGCUUGAACAAGGCAUGGUAAAUUAUGGCGGAGGCCGGCAUGGCAUUUUUGGAUGAUUUACAAAGGAAAGAUUUGUACCCUCAUGGCAGUCUAUUGAAACCAACCGCUUCAAUUGCAUUAGAAAGCUACAUGUUUAAAAGAGCAAUCACUUUUAUAUUUGCCUAGCAGGGUGGGUGGGGGCAUUUGAUCACCAAAACUGGACCUUUGAUGGGGUAUUUGAAUGUCAUUUUGGCUAGCUUGGGGAGGGGGGAAUUUGAACUCUAAUUUUCUGAAAAAUUCAAAUGCCCUAGUGGUUGCCCAUGUGCUGGAUUUCAAAGCUUCAGUUUGAUUACUUUAUAACACAACAAUGAAGCAUUAAGUCUUGCUUAUCAUAUAAAUCUGUAAAUUCUCAUUGCAUAUUUUUUCUCUAAACAACUUGUUUUCAGUAGUUACACUUGAACACAGCUUCUAGGUAUGUAUAGAAAUCUUUCAGAAAAUACCCUUUUUUUUCUUGAUUUGCACCUAAAUUUAGCAAGAUUUUUCAAAAUUAAUUCAAACUUCAAAUUCUACUGACAAUAUCUCAGAUCAUUACAAAUAUUUUUAGAUAUGGUCCUUAAAAAGGAAACAUUUGAAACCUAAGUUGUUUAUAAUUAACAUGAUCUAUGACUAGAAAAGAACAUAUUCAUUAAAAAGUAUAACUAAUUUAAGUGUUAAACAACAAUACUUUGAGUUAUAUUGUGUACAUGUGUCUGUGAGUAAAAAAUAGAUUGCCAUAAUUUAAUCUUACUAUAUUGAGCUAUUUGAUGCUAAUAAAAAACACAGCAAAGUUAAGGAGAGUAUGUCACUAUUUAAAGUGCGUAAAAGAUAACACUCCCUGCAUAGUUAGGAAGAAGGCUAAUAUUCAAACUUUAUUUUAUGUCCCAAAUUCUGGAAACACCUUAAGCACACUGGAGUACUAAUAGCCCAUUUUUACAUGUUAGUGACUUCCAGCUCAUUGGAUAUGAUUUUUGUGAACUAUAACUUUAUCUUUACUCUAACUGAACAAAUUUCCAUUCUCCGAAUUAAAAUGUCAUAAAUUGAUCAAUAUUAGCUCCCAAAGAAAGGUUAAGGCAAUUCAUUCAUUUGUAUAAUUGUUUUUAUUAGAAGUCUACAAAUUUUACUUGUUUUCAACACUUUCACUUGGACAUCUGUUGUUCCUGUUCUUUUAAAAAGAUCAGGUUUCAAUGCAGAGCUUUCACUUUCAAUAUAAUUUAUAAGCUAAGGGUUAGAGGAUUUUAGUUUGUCAUUUUACUGGCAAACAGAGGCGCUCACUGACUGUGGAAAAUGAAAUCACCAUUCUUGAUAUUUUCAGGACAUGCCCACAGGUAGCUAGUACCACUAGUCUAAAAAGGCCAAGCCUCAACAGAUUAAAUUUACAGAUGCAUAGUAUUAAGUAAAAUAAUAGAGAUGAUUAUUUAAAUAAUAUUAUCAUGUCAGGAGACAGUUUGUAUUUGAUUUAGACCCACUUGGAGUCGCAAGUUUUGAAAAUAUAAGUCUCAAAGUCAUGUAAAACUCCUAAGUACCUAUUAAGUUUUCAAUACUUUUAGUUAUUUUGUUUUGAAGCAACUUCUGUAAACCAUGCAACACACAUCUGUCAAGUUUAUAUCCCAGCAAAUCACAGCAAGCAUGUUUCCAAAACAACACGUUUAAAUUUAAAGAAACUUGCAAAGAAAAAUAAAGGAUUGCUCACACUCUAAUCCAUUUGAAGAUUUUAGUUAGUUCUUUAACUCUGUAGGCUCUGUAGGAACUUUUCAGCGUGCAAAGAAAGUAGUGUCCGAUAGCCCGGGGCUAGUGGAUUUUGCUAUCGGGCUAGUGAAUUCUGUUUUUAACUUGCCCGCCGGGCAAGUGAUGUUUUAUGAGGAGUUUGAAUAACAGAAGAACAAAACGUUUUUGGGGCUAGUUGAAAUGACGUCUGGGCUAGUAAAUGCUAGCUUCAGCUUGCCCGAAUGGCAAGCUGUAAAAAUGAUUUUCUUUGUAACUUCUCAGUUCUUAAAGUUUCAUUGUAGGGUUCAAUAUCUCUUAUUAAAAGCUAGGUCUCAGAUUUGUUAGAUGAAGAAAAGUCUCAGAAUCAGAUUUUAAGAUCUCUCAAAGCCUUGGUUACCAUUCUAUACCCCUAGCCCUUCAGUUCCUUCCCUUAUCCUUUCAGUUCCAGUUCCAGUAUACUCCUCCUCCCGUUAUUUGUAACUCCCAGUGGUUUGAACAGGGAAACGAGGUUAAUUAAGCCAUAUACAUUUUAAGGAGUGGACUGAAAGUACAUGUAGCUAAUUACAUAGCAUAUAUUGGCUAAGUGACUAUUAACAACAAUUAUUAAAAUACUAUUAUAAUCAUUAAUACUAUUACAAUAUCCAACAAAGGGGUAGCUAUAAGUAGAGGGGAAUUUCUUAGCAUGGGGUGGGGGGGGGGGAUUCUGAGUGGGGGGGAACUCUGAGCAGGGGCAGGAGAAAUCUUAAGUUGUAAUAAUCCACAAAAAACAUAACAUAUAUAGUUCUAGCUCGAGAUUAAGGCAGUUUUUGUGAGUGAAUCACUUUUGGUUCUGAACAAUUCUUUCUAAAAUUGCUCUUUCAGGGCCAAGUCCACUUGUGAUGGGUAAUGGAGAGAACUUCUUUUUCGGUAAGACAGUGACAUCGUUCAUGUUAUAAUAUUUCAUUUUUUCAUGGUCAAACAAACGUGUCUUAGUUUAUAUAGUUCAACAUGAACUUGUUCACGGCUGUCAAGAUUAUAAGUUGCCAGGUAAAUACAAGUAGGUGGGGACUGAAACAUUUAGGGAUUUCUUUUGGUAUUAUUUCUUCUAUUUUCCUAUGAAAGUAUAUGUAGUCAAAGUAUACAUAGUAGCUGGGGUAAAUACCCAGUCCCCAGUCCUUAAUGAAAACCCUGACUCGUUAGUAAGUAGCUUCACAACUGUUCAGUGUUAACUUAAGUCAAACCUCCACUGACAGAAACCUCAGUCUUUCAGUAAACACCUCCUGUAUGUGGAUCUACACUUAGUCAUUAUAGUAAAUAUAUGUGACACAAUACUUAAGGCCAUACUAUAUCUGAUGACAAGUUAUCAGCUGGUAAGCAGAUAACUUCAAAAGAUAGGUGAGUUAGGUAGUACACCUGAGCCAACGAUAUGGUCUAUCCCUUCCAAGUGUCACACCUAAGGGCGUGAUUGUCACGCCUGUGGAUCAAAAACUUGGAUCUUACGCCUACUCAUGCCUGUGUUACAAUUUGUCACAACUGGUGGAAAAGUUUGAGCCAUUACAGCAUUAACUGACACAUUUUGAAUAAUAUAUUAAUUAUUUAAAGAAACCAGAAGCAAAGAGAGAAAAGAAAAGUCUAUGUGGAUGAUCGACCUUCUCCGAAUUCUCUUUUUUUAGUAGGGAAGUCAAUGUUCCUUUGUGUUCCCGUGUUCGUGUUAGACGGAACUCUUCGUAACGUCUUCGGACAUUUUCAGAUAUUAUCGGACCCUACGAAAAAUCUUGGCACUCUUAAGAUAAAAAAUGUCAUGCCUAUAAAUGUAAAAAAGUUGGCAGGUAUAUAUGGUCAUGUGGUUCAAGUCAGCAGAUGUUCCAUUUUGACAGCUGCAAUUGACUUAUAUUCGAAUUGCAUAUGUCAUUGUUUUAACAACAAUAGCAUUGCAUUCUCAUUUCAGUAUCACCAUUCUGUUACUAUGAGGGCUCUAGCUACAAGCAUACUGAAGCUUUAGCUUGUUUAAGUAAUAUUUUUCUAAAGACUGUGCAUAAAUAUCUUUAAUCUUCCUCCACCAUGGCCCAAAUUGUAAGCAAGUUAUAUAUUUCAGUCACAAGUUAGGUAGUCUAUUUAUGAAAUGAGGAGAUACCUGAAAAAUAUGCUAACUCCUAGAUUCUCCUUGGCUGCGAAAUUUCUGAUAUCUCCUAGUAAAACAAAGGGAUAAUUAGGGUUACUUGUUAUUCAAUUUGCUCUGCCAGCAAAAUAAUGAGUCAGUAUUUUUUUCUGUGGAAAAAUGCCCACUUUCGAUUCUUCACUGAAGGGUGAGACUAGGUGACGAGCUAAUGAAUGAAAGAAAAAAACGUUUCCAAGCUAAACAACUGAUGUUUUCUUACCGGAACGAGCUGGAUAGUUGUAUCGAUCCAUCAUGUAAUGUCUCCAGGAUGCUUCGACAAGUAUUUUUUUAAUAAGAGAUGAGUUCAUACAAUUUCAGUGAAGAUACUCCUUGAGAUAGCAGUUUCUUGGAAGUUCAUCUCGUACCCAGAGUUCUCAGGGGUCGCCACUAGCCGCUGACCAAAAGGAAAGAGAUAGUUGCCAUGGGUACAAGUUUCCCCCAAGUGAAUGUCCGUGUUGCGAAUCUAUAUCUGAUACAUACCAGUUAAUCGGUCAUAGGUUAAAAUUAUACUGAAAAUAACACUCUUUUGGCAAUAACCGACUUUAUCUGGUCAAGUGGGCAAUAGCCAACGAGAGUAAAGCACAGUGUUCCUAUUGGUUAUUACUUUACUCACCCUUUUAUCAUGCUGUUAAAUGAAAAAUGAUUGGAUGCCAACGAAACCUACCUCGCACGCAAGAUAUAACACGUCAAUUUACACGCUUCUAUAACUUGUUUUUACAAAAGAAGAAUUACUAUUCAUGUUGAGACGGAAAACGACUGAUUCAGUACCCUGUGAGCGGAGGCUACAUUUGCGCUAUGUGAGCUAGUGCACGACAGCUCAUACUGAUUCAGCAAAAGAAUUUCAGAACGACAACUGUAUUGACAAGGCAGGCAUUGUGCGAACAGGGUAUGUUGCAUAGUACAAGAUUAUUGUAUUAAAAAAGUUUUCUUACCAGAAUACUAUAUAGCUGAUAUAGAUCCAAAGGAAAUUUCUCUCCCUUCUGUUUUAUGACUUUGUUGCUACUGAAUUAAGUUAAGCAGAUAGUUUUAAAAAGCGAAAAAUAUAGUUUGACAGCCAAAAUUUACAACAUCGUCAUUUUUUCCCUUUCAACUUUGUUUUAGUAGGGAAUGAGCGCGUGUAAUUUCUGAUAAUUGCUUCCGGUCUCGAUCUUCAAUAGGGUCAAAAACCUUUCGGACAAUAGAUUUCCUGUUAGUGAUACAAAGUAUCAAACGAAUUGUUCAACUUUAUUGGACUGAAGUUUAUGGUCAGUCUAAUAUCGUUAGUCGGUAAGCUAAAAGAGACAUCCAGGCCGGUUUCAGUGUUUUCUUUAGAACCAAACAGCCCAUGCAUUUUUGCACGUUUAUAACCGAAGUAGUUCGUCAAUAAGCUCAGCUGUCAUCAUCAGCUUUACAUUUAUAGGCAUGACAAUUAAAAGUAUCAAGAAUGUUUUUCCCUUUUCAACGUACUGUUUGACAAUUUUUUCAUCAACCCUACAGUUUCAUUGAUUUCAGGUGAGCCGUUUUUUAACUAACCGUAAUAACGUGAGGCAACCGCCGUAGUUUGUUGUGCAUGCUCUGUAGAAGCGUCUCUAAACCUGCACUCAGUUCUUCUCAGUUUUGUUCAUCACUAUCUCACAACAUGUUUUAUAAUCUUUUCGGUCUUUUCUCUUUCCUUUUUUAAGUGAUACAAGUAAAGUUUUUAACAUUGCCGAAAUUAAUGCAAGCAGAUUGUUCAAAAUGAAGCUAGAGAUUGCAACAAAAUGUACUUGGGAAAAGUUCCCAGGCCACUUUAACCAACUUGAUCCAUUUUAGGUUCAUUGCUAGAGUAACAACGAUGGAGGUUUCUGAAUGAACCUAAACCGUUGAGCUAAAACUAGAUUUGCGGUUCGCCAAGCGAUCAAUCUAUUUUAAAAUUUGACAUUAUUUUGUAGUUUGUGCGUGGUAUUAGAGUGCUUAAACUUUUACGGGCAAAAUAGAGUAAAUUGAUACAAAUCGUAAACAGGAUGUUCUGAAAAGGCGGAAGAUAUUUCAGUGUCAUUCAUCUUGGUAUUUUGAAAGUUUUUGGAUUCCUUAACGCUAGUCACAAACCAUUAGUUUCUUUUUUCACUUUUCUUGCUACUUCUGCAUUAAAUUGUUUUAUUUAAAGUUGAAUUACCUUCACACCCCAGCAUAUGCUCAAUGGAAACUUUUAGGGGCUUUUUGGGCCAUAUUGACUUACUUACACCCUUAUCAUAUUUUUGGAAAAGGUCAGUGGGUUUCUCCCAGCCGUUCGAGUACGUACAUCCGGUUAACGGGCCAUAGCUUGUUCCUGUUUCAGUGAAUAGAAGAAAAGUGAUUAUUUUGACUGCGACACUGAACACACUGAUUUCUUAUUGAUCAAAAGGUUUCUUUUUUGCUGUUUUGCAGGACCGAAUGGAUAUAUUCCUGAUUUGGACAUUAUGAGCAAUCAUUUAAAACGCACUAUGGCGGACCUUCAAGAUAUGACCAUUCGUUACGAAGAGGUGUUAAAACAAAAGGAGCAGAUGGAGAAGAAAUUAAGCAGAACAUCUUGCGAUCUACUGGAGAAAAAUCGGCUGAUUGAUGAAUUAGAGAGGCGUUAUUUUGACACCGAGGCUAUGCUCAUGGAGUCUCACUCCAGCGCUAAGAAAGUUGUGGAAGGUGCGGCACAACAUUGCCAACUGCAGGAUCGAGAAAUGCUGGAGAGGACGCACUUUAUAAUCGCUCUUCAAAUGAAGCUUCUGACCACUAAAGAGGAAGUCGACACUCUGAGGGAGAAGCUGGAAGAGAGCAACAAAGAAAGAGAAGACCUUCGGAAUCGAUUUGCGCAGAUUUCCAAGAACUACGACAAUCAGAGGCGGGAAUCCAUUAAGCUGACGGAGAAACUGGAAAUUCAAAAAGACAACAUUCAACGCGCUGAAGAAAUUAAGGUGAAAUAUCGCCAGCUUCAGUUCACUAAUCAAAAGCUUCAAGAGGAAAAAGAAGAAGCUCUGAAGGAACUUGAAGACCUGAAGCACUGGACAGAGGCACUGAAGGCUCGUUAUGAUAUCGUGGAAGAGGAUAGAAAGCAGACGCAGGAAACUCAUGAGAGUACAGUUGCCGACUUUUCUGAGCUCCGAGACAAAGCGGACGAACUGGAACUCAGGCUAACCAUAUCCGUUCGCGAAAAAGAGGAGCUGAGAAAGCGCUGCAAAGACUAUGAACAGACAGCUAACACUUACCGAGAGCAGCGAGACUUGUUCGAGAAAACCUGGAAAGAAACUUCAUUGGAAAGGGAGCAAUUUAGGAAGGAAAGAGACGACUUAACGACACGAUUUGCAGAAGUAAUUCAGAGCCGAGAUGAAGCCAUCGACCGACAGAUGGAAUAUACUCGACAGUUUGAACAGAAGUUAAAGAAAACUACUGAAGAGCUGGAUGAAGUGAAGGAACGCCUUUACCAAACAGAAAUUGAGAUGGAAGAGUCCAGGAAAGCCAAGCUUCAAAGAAACCCAUCGGAUCUUGUUGACCAUCCCUAUAAUACUGCAAAGGUACGUGAAGCAUCUGUUUUUAUUACUUAAUCAUUGACUGAGCACUGUUGAAUAGUGUUUCCAUCUUUUGCCUCUGUGCAUCUUCAAAUGAAGUGUUGAUUGGUAUUCUCGUGUGCGUAUUUUUGUCAAAACCGUGCCAUAAUGUUUGGUAAGCCAAAUGUUUCGAACAGGUUACCUAUUUCAAUCCUUGCCGUCUAGCUAGAGAGCCGAGCGCCGUUGUUUAACAUUUCAUGAUCACCACCCAGGAAGGUCUCUCCUAAUUGGUUGCAGGAAACAAUGGCACGUCAUUUUCCCAAUUAUUUUAGUAUUGUUUGGGGUCAGGGAAACGAGCCAUUGGUGACUUCUCUUCCGAGCAGCUGCUACAUGACCCAAUAAUGGAGCCUUAAGGUGCUUCAAACAUUUGAGUCUGCGGAUGAAAUACUGUGUUGUUACCGUUAAUGUUCGGGGUUUUUUUAGCAUUUUACAAAAUGAAAUUUGGAAAUUUUUUCGCCUCUUAAGUUUUACUUUCAAGGAGAUACUAACUGACAUUGGUACGGAUCGACAACAUUCACUGAAUUUUAUACGGAUUCUUAACUCUACAGUCUCAUGAAAACAUUGAAAAUUUCCGUGUUGAAAGAGUGACAGGUUUGGGUACCCACCUCGCUUUGACCCGGCCGCUGUCGGCAACCGGAUCGAUCAGCAGAUGUCUCUUUAUUGACUUUCCUUAAUCGGAAUCGUCAUUGGAACAAACCUUAUCAACCACUAGCAAAAACAAACCUUAUGUCAGAAUGCCUGAUUUCUUCGAUUCGUAUGGGAAUGUUUUUUAGUAUUGGUGCGCAGGGUUUUCCUGUUCAGCGAACUAAGACAUGCAUAUAUUUAGACAGAAUCAAGAAUUUCCUUAAUGGGCGAAUGUUUCUUAACUUUAAAUUUCUUCAUUUUACAUAUCUGUUAGUGAUUUGUUGACUUGACUGUUGGAAUUUUCUCCCUGAUCUUUCUUUGUGGGAGAAAGAGGGACCUGCUUGGAUCCUGGCUCAGUUAACAGUCCCUGUUUUUUUUUUUUGACAGAAACAUGGCAAAAAUCUACACUUAGACUCCGAGAAAGCGCUGGAAGCAAAACUAGAUGGGAGCGUGGAAGAUGACGAUGUAGACAGUAUACACAGCAGUGAGGAUUCCUUUGAUUGGAGGACACGGCGAACAACCACUGAUAUUAUAGACAGCGUCAAAAAACGUGUCGCUACGAGCAACUCUCAGGCGAGUAGAGCGGGAGGAGAUUCUGUUGAGGAGGCUUCGUCCCCACCUGCUCAGAAUGAAAAAGGUUUGUCAUUGGAUGAACAGCUGGAUUCGAUGAUUCCAGAGAGGAGGAGUCUUUCGCCGGCAGCCCAAAAGUCCUUCAGUCUUAAUCGCAACAGGAGUCUAUUUAAAAGCUGUCCGACUUAUAAUACACUGGAGUGUAUGUUUGGUGCUUCUGUGUGCAACACAACUCCUUUUUACACGGACAGCAGCAGUUCUCUUUAUGCCUCCUUUCGCUCCACCCAGAGUGACAAAACUGGGCAGCAGCGAAGACAGUCUGAUCAUUCAGCAAAAUCCCUCAGCGUGGAAUCUGGAGUGCAUGAGCUUAUGGUCAACGACGUUUCUAAAGCCAAAGGAAAGCCAAAGUCUCCCAAAAGGGGUCGAAAAAAGCAAGAUAAAAGUCCAUCACGACCUCGUUACUUCAAAAGUGUCUCUUCUCCUUCGAAAAUCAUAGACUUUGUGCAGCGAAAAAAGUCAUCGGGGAGCUCGGUAAGUUCUUAUGAAGAAAAUUCAGUUCGUUCAUCAGCAGCGCAGUCAGACAGAUGCCGCGAGGAGACCAGUUCUUCAAGCGACGAAAGCGGUUUAGCGAAACGCCAUCCAAGCUUUAAAGAGGCCUCGAGCAACCCGUCAUACAAUAAGAUUUCAAAAAGUCAAUGUACAUCAAUUACUUUGUCUCUCGAUGGAGUGCAAAAUGGAGGCGAAAGAGUGCUAACACCGGACGAAGAGGAAGUAGCUCAUGCGCUAAUGUCGCCAACUCUCAAUAGGCCUUUCAGAGAAAGAUCCAGUGCUUUGAGCGCAGAUGAACGACCUCGUAGCUCCUCAGCACCAAACUGCCAGCAUUUUGAUUUCCAGCAGACCGACAUCAAAACAUCUACUUCUGAUUAACUGGAUAAAAUCUCAAAUAGUAGAACUGUCUUGUGAGGGUGUAUGUAUGGUGGGGGUGGACUGGGGGACAGGAACCCAGGAGAAUAGGGGCGAGAGGUGUACUGGAGUGGGGAGAGGAAAAAGCCGGAAGGGGAGUCCUCAAAGGGUGGUAGGAGGGAGAAAAGGGGGGAAAUGUUUGAGUUUGUUGUUGGUUCUCUCCCUUGCUCCGAGAGGUUUUUCUCCGGGUACUCCGGUUUUCCCCUCUCCUUAAAAACCAACAUUUCCAAAUUCCAAUUCGAUGUGGAACGCACGGACACGUUUCAACGAGUUCUUAUGAACUCCCUAAGUGCUCCGUGGGUAAACAAAGUACAAUUUUAAUUUACAAUUACGCCACAAUACUUAAUUUUUCGCAAUCGAAAAAUAUAAUAUUCUUUAGGUAUGGGUCUCUCGAUUCUACGGCAUAUAAUUUUCCAAGUCAUUGAAAGGGCGUUUGGAGGGGUGAUAAUUUGAAUUUGGCCAAUUGUAACAAAAGUUACAUCCUCACUCUACAGGUAGUUUAGCGUUACCUGCUAGUCUCUUCGUCAUCAUUCAUAAUUCAUUAUAUUUUAUACACAACAAAAAUUCCAGUAGUUACACUAAACGAAAGGUACAAAUAUCACAACUUGGCCACGAUACAGUUAUUUAAAAAAAAAUUGACGAAAUCUUGAGAGAAAGUUUUUAUGCACUCACAUAAAUAUACAGUAACAUUAGACCCGUUAAUUAACAGAGUUUUCCUGUAAGUCGAAUUCUGAACAAACGAAUUUAAGAGUGGGGUUUUCGAAAUCGUACCUCAAAAAGAUCCUUGACUUGUCUUAAACUUCCAAGUCAAACUGAGUUAAGAUGACGUUUGACUUACCAGUCAUAUCCGAGAAAAAGCUUGCAGUAAUAUUUGACCAAGUUUUGAUAUUUUGUGAAGGGUUCCACCCGCUGGACUUAUCAUCCAGGCCCUGGUUGCUGAAACAUUGGAUAGCGCUAUCCACCGGAUAAAAAUCUUGGUUUGUUUUCCCUAAUACUUAUCCGCUGGAUAGUGAUUUAUCCGGUGGAUAGUGCUAUCCAACCGGGGCUAGGAAUCUAUCACUUAGCUACAAUAUAAGCUAGAACGUGUUUAAAUCGACACAUACUAAGUUAUAGUGUAAUAGUGACACAAAAUCAGAAAAAUGGGCGCAUAGUGAACAUAAGAUUUGUGUGUAUUAUUAGUGACGACCCGAAAGGAGCUUAUUAGAAAUCAUGGACAUGGUCAGGGUUAGGUGUCCUGGGCUUGUAAUUAGCCAAAUACCAGAGGUGGUAGCUGAUUGGCUAAGAAUUUCAUUCACAGUGUUUCGCUACCGCUCAUCAAGUUUAUAUUAGUCAUUCAAAUGAAAGAUGCAGAGCAUUUCUUCACUUUACUUACUGCCGUUCGGUUUAGUAGAUUUUUCAGUUCAAGGUUUAACAAUAGCUUUUGAUAUCCUUUUGAAAAUCCUGGUGUGUAUGAUCUUUAAAUUGCGUUAAAGCAACUUGGUUUUAUACUGACUCAAACUCUCCUGGCAACGUUAGGCCAUCUACAAAGUAAUCUAGCCACUCAAUUUGAAAAUGAGGCCUUAAAGUUUGUCCACUAAAAUGAAAGUUGCUGAGCAGUGCUUUUUUGUAGUAUUCUCUAUUGUGCUUUGCAGGGAGAUCCAAACUUUCAAGUCGGUAUGAAAUCUAAACGCGUGACUUUGAAUGAUACCCGCGGGGUGCGUUCGAUUCAUCGUAUUUCAGAAUAAGAACACAAAAGUUUUAUUGCAAAUCUGUUGUACCGUGAUUUUUUGGCUUUUGAGCCCGCCCUUGAACGCUACAUACAUCGGGAUAUUUUGUUUCAAGCAGCUCUCUAGGUAUCGCAAAGCAAUGAACGCCAAAUGAGUGAUUUUUAGAGUUUAUUUCUUUUAUCCUUUUUCGGAAUGCGGUCAGUCGAACACACCCUUAGCAUUUUUUUUUUCAGUAAUACUGCUAACUAUACAUUGUACAGCGUCAUUUGAACGUUUGCCUCAGUGGCCCUGAUAUUAGAUAUUAGGAGUUAAGGAGUUGGUAUAUUUACUAUAUCCAUUUUGAAAUCACUGGUGAUCCAAGCGAUCUGAUUGGCUCUCAGCAGUGUGAUUAAUUCACGAAUCACACUAUUUUUUGCACUAAAUCACGUCUGUUGUAAAUCGCGUCAUUCAUGUCCUAAAUCACGUCAUUUCUGCUCUAAAUCGCACCAUUUUCGCUCUAUAAUGCAUCAUUUCUGUGAUGUAAAAGAAUUUUUGUUUCCCCUUUUGGACAAACCUGGCACUUGAUCAAUAACAUAUUGGUGUUGUCUGAAUUCUGCGAUUUCAAAAUGGCUAUAACAAAGUGGUAAUUGAACUUCGUGUCGCGAAAUUUUGGUCUGAGAU
Molecule: messenger RNA, 13802 nt
Organism: Porites lobata
Lineage: Eukaryota; Metazoa; Cnidaria; Anthozoa; Scleractinia; Poritidae
Source: the annotation of a GenBank genome assembly